Pongo pygmaeus (Bornean orangutan) is the source of this 3106-nucleotide messenger RNA. RefSeq names its product N-acetylglucosamine kinase (gene NAGK). Gene Ontology annotation, molecular function: N-acetylglucosamine kinase activity. The record is from RefSeq and is a predicted model, not a curated record. The transcript has 10 exons. The coding region runs from base 1801 to 2973 and encodes 390 amino acids. Lineage: Eukaryota; Metazoa; Chordata; Mammalia; Primates; Hominidae.
CUAUAAUCUUGAUCUACUACAUCCAGAAUGUUAUCAUUUCAACAUGUGAUUCAUAUAAUAGUGACUAAUGAGGUAUUACUUACACUCUUUUUUUGUACUAAGUCUUUGAACUCCUGUGUGUAUUCUACAUUGACAGGACAUCUCAUUUUGGACUAACCACAUUUCAAGUGCUCAGUAUUCACACAUGGAUACUGUGCAGGACAGCACACACUAAUUGGUAACAUAAAUACAAGUUAGUGAAGAUUUGUGAAGUACUUUAUGGUUUCCAAAAGUCUUUUGGCAUUUAAAUCUUGCAUCAGCCCCAGCAGGUGGAUGCUUAUCAUUUCCAUUUUGUAGAGAAGAGGCUGCAGCAAUUACCUGUAGGUCACCCAAGCUCAUCCAGCUAGUAAAUGGUGAACUCAAUUCUUGUCUUAAACCUGGGCACUUUCCCUUUUGCUUGCUUGCCUAAACAAGCAAUACAAAGACAAACUUAAUAUUAUCAUACACAUACGUCCCAUGGCUCAUUGCAGUAGUACAGGAGAGAAACAAUUAUUUCAAAAUCCACCUACAAUCUAGUCUCCAAAAAUCCUGCCCAGUUUAAUUGCACCACAAUCUAUUAACUGUAAUUCUAAAAACAUGUGUGUUGGAUAAUCUUCCAGCUCUAAUGUGCUGUGAAUUAAAAAAAUGCCGUAGGCAGGCAUAAAAAAAUCCUACCCUCCUCUAUUAUAUUCUCCAUCUGAUAUAGAAUAUAUGAUAUACACAUAUUCUAUAAAUGAAUACAUGAUAGAGUCUAUCAUGUAGUGAUUUACUUUUUACUUUUGUGAACUACAACGUGGUAGGGUAGGAAAUGAGAAAGCUUAAAAAGCCUAAUUUUCUCACUAAAGCAUAACCAGACACAGCAGCCUAUUAGGGGUUUCUCCGCCAGAAGAUGGCAGGCAGUCAGGGGGGACAGAGUUCGACCCGCGACAGGCCAACUGAUUUCCCCAAAGAAAUGCCAAGGGCAGCUAACCGCCCUCCUGGCCCUCGAAACUACUCCUUGAGGGCCCAGAACUUCCCGGAGGAGCCAGACGAGGCCCUCAGGAGCCACAGCUCUCCCUGACUUGGCCUGUAUUUGCACCCCUAGGGAUCCUAUUCCCUUUCCCGACGCAGUGCAAGGAAUAGGAGCGGAAUGGGGGCUGAAAGGCAAUAAAAACUUGUAAAGCCGUAUCUGCUAGUUCUCUCGGUGGGCUAUGUUCCUGCAAAUAUCCUCCACAAGAAGUAAAAUGGGUGGCUAGGAAGAGGUUAAGGCUCCCUCCUCAGGGCUGCCGGGACGGCCUCGAGGGCUUUUCUGUUUAGGUCCCAAUUCCUCCCGGAUCCGUACAUUCACACGAGCGCAGGGCAACAAUCUGAGCGAGUGUUCGUGUGUGCCCGUGUGACUCGCCAUCGCAUGGCAGAUGUUCAGUAGAACAUUACAGUAAUUUCUGUUACAGGCCCAUGGGCGCAGGUCCCUGAGCCCACAGCUUCGCGGUGGUCUGGCCGAGCAUGCGUCACAACCUACGCGGCCAAGAGCAGUGCGCACGCGCAAAGUAACACGGGACUGCCAGCAACUUCCGGGCGUUUGCAGGCAGGGCAGUGACGUGUCCUAAGGGUCCGACCGACCUAGAUACCCCUCUUUGGUUCCUCCUCUUGGGAUUAGUGUCCAUCUCUGGAAACAGGAUCCAGGAGGACGGGAGGGGCCGCUGCGGACCGCAGUCGCUCCACCUGGAGGAGACACCAGCUAUCUCUGGAGACAGCCUGAGGGACGCAGCGACCCACGGCUCCUACCGCCGCCCCGCCUCGCGCAUGCGCAAGCGCACAGGGAGUCAGCUGGCUGCGCGGGAGGUCACGGGAAGCGGGGCGGUGCCCAGACAGCUGGAGGGAGGGAGGUGUCAGGCGGGGAGAGACGCAAACGGCGGGACCAGCAGCGACGGUAGCAGCAGCAUGGCCGCGAUCUGUGGGGGUGUAGAGGGGGGAGGCACACGGUCCAAGGUCCUUUUAGUCUCAGAGGAUGGGAAGAUCCUGGCAGAAGCAGAUGGACUGAGCACAAACCACUGGCUGAUCGGGACAGACAAGUGUGUGGAGAGGAUCAAUGAGAUGGUGAACAGGGCCAAACGGAAAGCAGGGGUGGAUCCUCUGGUACCGCUGCGAAGCUUGGGCCUAUCUCUGAGCGGUGGGGACCAGGAGGACGCGGGGAGGAUCCUGAUCGAGGAGCUGAGGGACCGAUUUCCCUACCUGAGUGAAAGCUACUUAAUCACCACGGAUGCCGCCGGCUCCAUCGCCACAGCUACACCGGAUGGUGGAGUUGUGCUCAUAUCUGGAACAGGCUCCAACUGCAGGCUCAUCAACCCUGAUGGCUCCGAGAGUGGCUGCGGCGGCUGGGGCCAUAUGAUGGGUGAUGAGGGUUCAGCCUACUGGAUCGCACACCAAGCAGUGAAAAUAGUGUUUGACUCCAUUGACAACCUAGAGGUGGCUCCUCAUGAUAUCGGCUACGUCAAACAGGCCAUGUUCCACUAUUUCCAGGUGCCAGAUCGGCUAGGGAUACUCACUCACCUGUAUAGGGACUUUGAUAAAUGCAGGUUUGCUGGGUUUUGCCGGAAAAUUGCAGAAGGUGCUCAGCAGGGAGACCCCCUUUCCCGCUAUAUCUUCAGGAAGGCUGGGGAGAUGCUGGGCAGACACAUCGUAGCAGUGUUGCCCGAGAUUGACCCGGUCUUGUUCCAGGGCGAGAUUGGACUCCCUAUCCUGUGCGUGGGCUCUGUGUGGAAGAGCUGGGAGCUGCUGAAGGAAGGUUUUCUUUUGGCGCUGACCCAGGGCAGAGAGAUCCAGGCUCAGAACUUCUUCUCCAGCUUCACCCUGAUGAAGCUGAGGCACUCCUCCGCUCUGGGUGGGGCCAGCCUAGGGGCCAGGCACAUCGGGCACCUCCUCCCCAUGGACUAUAGCGCCAAUGCCAUUGCCUUCUAUUCCCACACCUUCUCCUAGGGGGCUGGUCCUGGCUCCACCCACUCCAAGCUCAGUGGACACUGGGUCUGGAAGGAAGGAGUCUUUUGCUUCCUUUCUCCUUUUUACAAAAACAAACAUAGAAGAAAAUAAACGCACUUUAUCCACUCCCCAA